AAUAACGAAUCAGCGAUGCUAAUGCUAAUAAUGAGUAUAUUAAUAUAUAUAAGGUUAGCAGUGUUGAGUGAAUAUAGUCUCCCGCUGUAUUUAUUCUGUGUAAUUUCCAUAUUGUAAUUUGUAUCUCAUCUAAUUUCGAAUUCUGGAUUAUUCCAACGAGUUCUUUGAUCAACUAAUUAUUGUCCAACAAAUAUUGUGUACGUGCCAGUAAGGCACGUGUUAUUUUCGUAAAACUUUCAACCCAUCUGUGAUUGAUUCACGCCACAAUUUGAUAAUCAAACGGCAACGUGAAGCCACGUAUACAAUCGGAUAUUAGAAUACAUCCAUCAUCAUGUUGCAUAUCUUGUUUGCCCGCCGAUAUCGGCGAUUCUGUUUAUUCAUCUUAAUUCCUUUGGUGUUCUUUCUCAUUCUCGUAUUGACAUUCUUACCAGAUAAACUGGACAUUCUUGAUCCUGCUCAUAAAAGCGUUCAGAAAGCCGAACCUCUUAACGGUGAAAUUUUCGAAUCUCAAAUUGAUGAUAGUCAUAUCGAACUCGAAGCCAGAACACAGGUGCCAAUCUUUCGUGAUGGUGGUCUACUAGGUAACUUCGAGCCGCCGAAAUCAAUUCGAAAAUCGCGUGUUCACAGACCGGGAGAUUAUGGGAAAAAAUUUUCGAUGGAAAACCUUGAUGUUGAUCCAAACGAAGUGUCCGCUAAGAAAAAUGAAUACGGAAUGAAUAUAGUUGCAUCAGAUCAUAUCCCGAUGGACCGUAUCGUUCCAGACCUUCGUCACGAAGAAUGCCGCCAUUGGGACUAUCCAGAACAAUUACCCAGUGCUUCGGUGGUCAUUGUAUUUUAUAACGAAGGUUUUACCACUUUAUUGCGUACCGUACAUUCUGUGCUUAUCCGAUCUCCUCGACGUUUCCUUCGCGAAGUUUUGCUUGUCGAUGACUUUAGCGACAAGGAAAAUCUGCACGCUAAAUUGGACGAUUACAUCAUGGAACAUUUUGGAUCGUUUAAAAUGAACUGGAAACCUGACAUGAACGAUCGGGCCACUAUAUCUGGUGAGACGUUGGCUGAUCGUAGCGGUAAAGUUCGAGUUAUACGUAACAAACAACGACUAGGACUGAUCGGCAGUAGAGCACACGGAGCUAAAGAAGCUUUGGGUGAGGUGGUCGUCUUUUUGGAUGCUCACUGUGAAGUGAAUACUAAUUGGCUGGUUCCAUUAUUGGCUCCAAUCGCUGCCAACAAUCGCACAAUGACCGUACCAAUUAUCGAUGGUAUUGAUUCAAACACAUUCGAAUAUCGACCUGUUUAUCAGAAAGACAAACACUUUAUCGGCAUUUGGGAAUGGGGUAUGCUGUACAAAGAGCAAAGUCUCAACUUGAAACAACAUCUUCUUAACCAUCGCUUCUCCGAACCUUAUGAGUCUCCCACACACGCUGGUGGCCUUUUAGCCAUUAACCGGCAUUUCUUUUUUGAGCUUGGUGGAUACGAUAAUGGCCUGCUUGUCUGGGGUGGCGAAAAUUUUGAGCUAUCUUUCAAAGUUUGGCAAUGUGGAGGAAGAUUACUUUGGGUACCGUGUUCUCGUGUUGGUCAUAUUUAUCGUCCAUUCAUGCCUUACGGAUUCGGUAAAUUAGCACAGAAACGUAAAGGACCUUUGGUUUUAAUCAACUACAAACGAGUAAUCGAAGUAUGGUUCGAUUCAAAUUAUAAGCAAUACUUUUACACUCGCGAACCAAUGGCUCAAUUCUAUGAUGUCGAUGAUAUCUCUAAACAACUCCAAAUAAAGGAGAAAUUGCAAUGCAAAUCGUUCGAUUGGUUCAUCCAAAAUCAUGCCAAAUCCAUUUUCAUCGAUUUUCCCCGAUUGCCGCCCAAUGUCGGCUGGGGUGAACUUCAUUCAUUAGCUCACAAAAGCCUGUGCCUUGAUUCUCCAAGUGCCCAUCCGCCUUCCAUGAUUAUGUUGUCGGGUUGCCAUGGUAGUGGCGGAAACCAGUUGUUCCGGCUCAACGAAAAAGGACAGCUAGGCCUUGGUGAACGAUGUGUUGAUGCCAACGACAAUAGUGUUUUUCUCACCUAUUGCAAAUUAGGCACCGUUGAUGGACCAUGGAGCUUUGACAAGAACACUCAACAGAUGUUGAACAAAGGGCAAUGUCUAUCGUACCAUGAUAGCCAAUUGUUAUUGGCCGAAUGCAGCGAUAGCGAUCAAAACCAGAAAUGGUAUUGGCAUCCGAUCAAGCCUAAACGUCACUGAAUGGCGACCAAUUUUCUCAGUAUUGCUCUUUUUUUCGACCAAUCAUCUGUUUUCUGGCCACUUGUUGAUAGAUUGUCAUUACUAUAUCUGGAGCAAAGUUUCGACAAUGUAUACACAUUCCUUUUCUCAUUGCAAUUUUUUGUAGUUUGUUUCCUCAUACAUUUAUCCAUUGUGUUAACAACCGGUAAUAAAGGCUGGCUUUUUUAUUUUUCA
Messenger RNA from Dermatophagoides farinae (American house dust mite), 2446 nucleotides. RefSeq names its product N-acetylgalactosaminyltransferase 7 (gene Pgant7). The record is from RefSeq and is a predicted model, not a curated record. Gene Ontology annotation, molecular function: polypeptide N-acetylgalactosaminyltransferase activity. Gene Ontology annotation, cellular component: Golgi apparatus. Lineage: Eukaryota; Metazoa; Arthropoda; Arachnida; Sarcoptiformes; Pyroglyphidae. Gene Ontology annotation, biological process: protein O-linked glycosylation.